Molecule: messenger RNA, 765 nt
Organism: Vicia villosa (hairy vetch)
Lineage: Eukaryota; Viridiplantae; Streptophyta; Magnoliopsida; Fabales; Fabaceae
Product: auxin response factor 2-like
Exons: 7
Coding region: 139-765 (208 amino acids)
Biological process (GO): response to hormone; regulation of DNA-templated transcription
Molecular function (GO): DNA binding
Source: RefSeq, a predicted model, not a curated record
AAAAAUAAUCUGUGUGUUCAACUUUGGCAUGCAUGUUGUGGAUUUGUAUACAUCCCCAAGAUUGGGGAAAAGGUUUUCUACUUCCCUCAAGGACACUUAGAACAGGUGACAAUAUUUCAACAUCAACAAGAUCAUAACAUGGAAAUUCCUAACUAUCAUUUGCCCUCUAAAAUUUUAUGCAUAGUUAUGGGUGUUGAGUUAAAGGCAAAAGUUGACACAGAUGAAAUUUUCACUCUACUUACAUUAUUCCCAUUGCCAGAGCAACAAGAAAUUAUUUUAGAGGAUAAUCAUGCAAUUCAGAGUCCUAGUGAACUGUACUCUUUCAAUAAGAUUCUCACUUCAACAGAAAUAAGUACACUUGGUCGACUUUAUAUUCCAAAGGAACAUGCUGAGAGAUGCUUUCCUCCACUGGAUAUGACCCUUAAACCACCAAUGCAUGAUCUAGUGGCAAAGGACUUGCAUGGAAAUGAGUGGAAUUUUCGACAUAUUUAUAGUAGUUAUGAGAAAAAACACAUGCUUACUAAUGGUUGGAGCACAUUCGUAAACUCAAAAAAUCUUGCUCCUGGAGAUUCAUGCAUUUUUGUCAGUGGUGAGAAUGGUGAAUUUGGUAUUGGGAUUCGUCGAGAUAUGGAACAACAUAGCAAUAUAUGCUGCACAACAUCGUCUCGACAAUCUAGUCAGAAGAUGCAACUUCCACCAUUGGUUGCUGCUUAUCAUGCUAUUUCUAUAGGAACUUUGUUCCAUGUCCAGUACUACCCUUGGUGA